GCAGGAAUUUCGCUUCUGUGACUCUCUCAGACGCUGGACUCGGGUGCAAUGGUGCGGGAUAGGGGCCUGGAACUGGGGCAGAAGCUUCGGAGAUGCUUUUCUCGCGGUGACACGGAGGCGUUCUAUGCACCACUGGCAUCCACAGACUCAAGUGCCGAGCUGGAGCUUGGUUCUGCAAUCGAAGAAAGAAAGUCCUCAGUCAAGCCGACGUACGGUGGUGCUGGGAAGCAUCAUCAGGUCCGGAGGCGAUAUACUCAGCGGCUCCCCUUCCGACGCAUCUUUACGCGAAACGUCAGCUUCACACUUGUUGCAAACUUUUUCCUUGCGUUUCACGUGGGUACCUUCAACUCGCUGUGGUUCGUCUUCCUUACCACCCCCGUGUACGACCCAACCAAAACCGCAGCCUCUCCGAAUGCGUUGGUGCGGAAUCCCCCAUUCAUCUUUACCGGGGGCUUAAGCCUACAACCCCGUGAAGUGAGUACGGCCAUGGCUAUUCUCAAUGUAAUCGGAAUCGGCCUUCAGCUCGGACUUUACCCGUGCCUUUCUGCACGGUUGGUGCCAUACCUAAGCUUGGUGCCGAGCUCUUCGCCGCCGUCAACUCUAAAGGACGGCAUUGCAGUUUGGGUGGCCAUGGCCGGAGUGCUCGCCCUUCAGGUCGCCGGACGUACGUUUGUGUUGCCAGCGCAGACCAUUCUAGUCAACAACUGCACUCCGCAUCCUGGUGUGCUGGGUACGGUACACGGCAUCGGGCAGAGCGUUAGCAGUUUUGCCAGAACCUUGGGGCCCAUGCUUUGUGGCUUCUUGUAAGGCCUUGGCCUAAAUAUGGAUAUUGUUGGUGCAGCAUGGUGGGGUUUGAGCGCGUAGCUUUACAUACUCGGAUUCCUGGCCAGCUUAUCAGUGUGGGAAGGUGAUGGACAUGAGAUAUGGUGAGAGGGUGACACCGAGGAUGACAUGUAGCAUACGAGUGCGCAAUUUUAGAGCUAGAUGCUCAACGCAGCGUAUCGUGGGCAUCUUGAUUAUCCUACAAGUUGCGGUUAGCAGUGUACUUUUUGAAUCCUGUCCUUGUCUGUCUUUUCCUUGGAAGGGACUUACUCGUAGCUGGUCGAAAGGGAACAUUAGUAU
Molecule: messenger RNA, 1122 nt
Organism: Neurospora crassa OR74A
Lineage: Eukaryota; Fungi; Ascomycota; Sordariomycetes; Sordariales; Sordariaceae
Exons: 2
Coding region: 49-807 (252 amino acids)
Source: RefSeq, a predicted model, not a curated record